This is a messenger RNA of Durio zibethinus, 5094 nucleotides long. Its product is annotated as receptor-like protein 6. The record is from RefSeq and is a predicted model, not a curated record. Gene Ontology annotation, molecular function: protein binding. NCBI's taxonomy places the organism in Eukaryota, Viridiplantae, Streptophyta, Magnoliopsida, Malvales, Malvaceae.
UUGACCCAUUAUUCAUUCCUUAAAAUUCAAAAUGGACAAGCAAUAAAUAUGUCUGUCUUCCACCUAUUUUGAUUUAACUCUUAUAGAAAUAGCUCAAACUCAUGAUUUGUACAAACACGUGGUUGGAAAAACGCAUUUGAACUUAUCUCUUGAGAUCAAGGGAGAUAUGUAGCUACAAUAACAGUACCUAAUAUGAAGUACUUGUCUAUAAAUAACGUGUAAGCAAAUCUCAAGCUCCAUAAUUUUCCCUUCAUUUUUUCUUUAUAGAGAGCCAACAAAACAUGAAGAAUCUUCAUAUCCUAAUUUCAAUCAUUUUUCCUACCUUGUUUCUCCUCUCAUUCUCUAUAUCUCUUGUGUUAUCUUUUUCCCCUCCUGAUCUCCAAAACCAAUGCCUUCAUCACCAGAAAUCUGCUCUGCUAAAAUUGCACCAUGAUCUUUACUAUGCCCCAAAUUUUACUUUCUCUUCCAAAGUUGAGCUUUGGGAUCCCAACAUUGACUGUUGCUCUUGGAAAGGAAUUACAUGUGAUGCUUUGGGUCAUGUGAUUGAACUUGAUCUCAGUUACAAAAACCUUUCAGGCAGCUUUCACUCCAUUUUCAAUCUCCAUCAUCUUCAACGCCUUAAUCCUGCUGCAAACAAUUUUAACACCACUCUGUUUCAAUAUGAGUUUGAUAGACUCCCAAAUUUAACUCAUCUCAAUCUUUCAAACUCAUGUUUCCAUGGCCAAAUUCCAGUGGGGAUUUCAUACUUAACAAGGUUAGUCUCUCUUGAUCUAUCUCAUCAAGAUUCUUGCUAUCUGCACAAUUACAAAAUUCUUGAUCCAAAUUUCUGGUACUAUGAUUUUCCUUUCAACCUUCAACCUUUAAAACUAGAAAACCCAAACUUCAAAUCAUUAAUCCAAAAUUUGAGACCUCUUACAGAGCUCUACUUGGAUGGUGUGAACAUUUCAACUCAAAGUAGUAAAUGGUGUGAGAUCACAUCCACAAUACUUCCUAACUUGCAUGUGUUAAGUCUGUCGAGUUGUGGGUUGACAGGUCCAUUUUGUUCUUCACUCUCAAGACUUCCUUUUCUUUCCAAACUUGUCCUUGAUUGGAACACGAUCUCUUAUUUACCUCCCAAUUUGUUGGAAAUUUCCUCUCGUUUGGUUUCUCUCAGUUUAAUGAAUUGCAAUUUAGGUGGGCAUUUUCCAACAGAAAUUCUCAAGUUGCCAAAAAUAGAAAGCAUUGACAUUUCAAAUAAUUACGGUCUUGGAGGUCAGUUGCCAGAAUUUCCAUCAAACAAUGCUUUACGGAUCUUAACGAUUUCUCAAACAAAUUUCAGUGGCAAACUACCAGAAUCAAUUGGCAAUCUCAAAUUCUUGACAAAUUUAGAUCUCUAUGGUUGCAAUUUCUUUGGACAAAUUCCAUCAUCAAUUGCAAAUCUUACUAAUCUUGUGGAACUGGAUCUGUCCAGUAACAAUUUCAGUGGUUUUAUCCCCGCAUUUCAUAGAUCCGGAGUUCCAAAUCUUGCACAUCUUUAUUUGUCGGGGAACCACCUCUCUGGAUCAAUGCAUUCUUCUUUAUUUACUCUCCCAUCAUUGCAGGACUUGAUUGUUUGGGGAAAUCAAUUGGUCGGUGAAAUUGAUGAGUUUGUCAACGCAUCUUCUUCCUUGAUUGAAAUAUUGUCUUUAGGCGACAAUAGCUUUAGUUCUGUGAAGCUUGACAUGUUCUCCCAACUCAAGAACUUAAGGGUUCUUUACCUUUCCAAUACGAGCUUAUCAAUUGAAAGCGACAUCACAAGCCUCGCUUUUCCCCAAUUAGAGGAGCUAUGCCUAAGUUCAUGCAACUUUACUGAAUUUCCAGAAUUCAUCAAAACACAAGACAAGUUGGCUUUUCUAGAUCUCUCUAACAACCAAAUCCAUGGUUUUGUGCCUAAUUGGUUGUGGAAGACCACUCUUUCAUGGUUAAACAUUUCUUUUAAUGCGAUUGACUUUCCAAAAGAGAUUCCUUUUGGUGACGCAAAUUCCUCUUUUCCAAUGUUGAGUAGUUUAGAAUAUCUUGACCUUUCAAAUAACAAAAUAAGUGGUGCAGUACCAAACUGGGUGUGGAAGAAAAGUUUGAGAUAUCUGGAUCUUUCUAACAAUUCUCUCACAUCUUUGGACCAAUUUUCGCUCAACCAAUCUCUAACUUCUUCACAAGGCUCUUUGUCAAGACCUAUUUGCAAUUUGAGUCGACUUGAGACCUUUAAUGCAUCCUUUAACAAAUUAAGCCGGCCAAUCCCAAGUUGCUUGGGCAAUAUCAGUUCUCUCGGCUCUUUGGAUCUACAAAAAAAUAAUUUCAGCGGCAGCAUACCAGAUUUUGCAAAAGCAACCCAAUUAUAUUGGCUACGACUCAAUGACAAUAAAUUGGAAGGGAAGUUGCCAAGGUCAUUAGCCAAUUGCACAAUCCUCCAAGUUUUAAACCUUGAAAACAAUACUCUGUACGACACAUUCCCUUUGUGGUUGGGAAAAUUGCCUGCUUUGAAGGUCCUUCUAUUGCAAGCAAAUAGGUUUUAUGGUCCAAUUAAACAUGUGAAAAAUUAUUUUCAAGAUUUGGAUGUACUAGACAUUGCUUUCAAUAAUUUUUCUGGUCAAUUACCAACUGCAUUCUUUCAAGCCCCUCGACUAAGGUCACUCAAAAUUGGUGGGAAUAAACUGGAAGGAAAGUUGCCGAGGUCAUUAGCCAAUUGCACAAAGCUUGAAGUUUUGGACGUUGGAAAAAAUAUGAUACAAGACACAUUUCCGUUUUGGUUGGUAAAAUUGCCAUCUUUGAAGGUUCUUGUACUAAGAGCAAAUAGAUUUUAUGGUCCAAUUAAAAUUUCUGAGGAUGAAAAUGUUUUCCUAGAGUUACACAUACUGGAUCUUGCUUCCAAUAACUUUUCAGGUGAGUUACCUGUUGAAUUUUUUCAAUCUUUGAAGGCAAUGAGGAUGAUGAUUGUUGGCAACCAAGCUAAGCCAGAUUAUAUUGGAGAUAAUUACUACCAGGACUCUGUGACAAUUGUGAAUAAAGGGUUUGAACUUUUUUACGAGAAAAUCUUAACCAUCUUUGCUUGUCUUGACCUUUCCAAUAAUAGUUUCCAUGGGAGAAUACCGGAAGAAAUACAAAAGCUCAAGUCACUCAAAGUGCUAAACUUGUCCCACAACAGCUUCCUCGGCCCAAUUCCUUUAGCACUUGGAAACUUAACUGAGCUUGAGUCGUUGGACCUCUCCCAGAACAAACUCUCCGGAAAGAUUCCUCUUCAGCUUACAAGCCUAACUUUUCUUGCAGUAUUGAAUCUCUCUUACAACCGACUUGAGGGAAGCAUACCACAAAGCUACCAAUUUGGUACAUUUUCAAACGAUUCUUACAAAGGGAAUCCAAGAUUAUGUGGGCUGCCUCUGACAAGGAAAUGCAAUGAAAAUGGUCCUGGAAUGCCACCCCCUAAGGAAGAUGGAGAUUCAUGGGUAGAUGGUUUGUCUGAUUGGAAAAUUGUGUUGAUGGGUUAUGGAUGUGGAUUGGUCAUUGGAUUAUGUAUUGGAUAUACAGUGCUGAAUGAGUUGGGGAACAAAUGGUUGGACAGGUUUACACAGAGUCGGAAUAAAAAAUGGAGAAGAUCUUCUAGGUGACUCUAUCAAAAUUCAAGUUUCAAUGUCAUUUGGAGCACAAUCAAAGGGUUUGGCAGGCCAUCCAAAGAUAUAGAAGCUAUUGUUUCAACUAUCAGAAGUUCCUUUUAGCUUAGUUCAAUAACAAGAUUGCAGUCUCGAGUUCCACUCUUCCUCUUCAACAACAGAAAUUGUGUCUGAAUGUUUUUGGCUUGGUGUUACUGUACUUGUGUAUCAGUUCAUUCUCUUCUGCUCGCCUAAGAUGAUUGGCGGUAUGUCUGGUUGUAUUGUGCUUGUCUUCUGUUCUGUCUAUGGGGUGGUGUUUUACUGCUGAGUUAUUGGGUUCCCCUGUUGUUCACCCUAUUGUGUAACUCUGUUUUUAUUAAUAAUUUCUGGCUUAGCAAAAGAAAAAUGUGUCUGAAUUGGGGACUGGUUCCUCUAUGUUGCUUAGUUUAAUUAGUUUACUUUAUUAGGUUGCUCUUUGACGUUUGUAAGGUCUUGAUAGCCUACUGUUUAUUUGUAGCAGGUCUACUGCUUUUUUUGGAUUAAUAAAAAUCAUUUAUCCAAAAAAUUUUCUUAAGGAAAAUCUUAUUAUCUUUUAAGCUCUUCAGUAUUAUUAUAUCUAAGUGGUCAUGUCAGCAAUCACAUAAUAGGUUUUACACAUGAAAGCCCAGUUUGCCACAUUAUUACCCAAGAGGUAUAAAAAGUAAAAUCAGACGAGUUAGGUGAUUCACUACUCAACCCUCUUUACUCUCUUUAACUACUUCCUGCUCUUUUACAUUUUCUUGCUUCUGGUGUAUCUUACUAUCUUAACUUGUGCGUCGGAGCAUGCUUCAAAAUAACAUGUUCCGCACCCCUGGCUUUCUAUUCUGUGACAGGUCACACAUACUCUCCUCUCAACCUCCAGUAGGACUUUCGACUACCAGACCAGGAAUUACAUUAACAACCAAGAAUUACAUUAACGAAAUCAAUGAUUCAACUCAACUAUUUGCAUUGCAAGAAUCUGAUACAAGCCAUGGCAUGUACAAAAAUGACCAUGCCUACUACUUUAACUGCCAAAACUAGAAGUUACAUCUGCUAACACAGAAAAAUCUUUACAGACCAAGCUCAAGCUAAGAUGCUUUAUUCCUGUAUUAGCUACUACAUCACUACAGAGAAAGAAAAAAAAAGAACAAAGCUUCCAGUUCCAGGUAUAAAGCUCGACAAUUCCAAAGGAUACUAUUUCAUUGCCCCUAAUAACUAUAGAUUUGACUAUGGCGAGAGAGAUUUAAAUAUUUCCUUUAUUAUUUUCUUAACUUUAAUCCCGUAUCAUCCUUUGUUUUUCUACUUCUGGACUCCCACACAGACAAAAACAAAUGGCUUUUUGUAAGCUCUAUUGCUAUUGCUAUACGAUUGAUAUCCAUAUAGAAUAGACCUUCACUAAACAAAAACAUGUGGGCAAUACAAAGAAACUUUUAACAACUUGAAAGUUAUGUGAAUGCCAUUCUUAAAUUAUUAU